Molecule: messenger RNA, 2592 nt
Organism: Rhincodon typus (whale shark)
Lineage: Eukaryota; Metazoa; Chordata; Chondrichthyes; Orectolobiformes; Rhincodontidae
Product: potassium voltage-gated channel subfamily H member 8-like
Exons: 15
Coding region: 1-2592 (863 amino acids)
Biological process (GO): regulation of membrane potential; potassium ion transmembrane transport
Cellular component (GO): membrane
Molecular function (GO): voltage-gated potassium channel activity
Source: RefSeq, a predicted model, not a curated record
AUGAAAUUAUUUUUCACCAGACUGCAGCAGCUGUCACAGGAUGAUGAAAGUCUAAAGACAUUCUACUCCUGCCGUCGUAUUGUUCGCAAUUUUAUCCUUGCGAAUGCUCAGGUGUACCGUGGCUUUCCCAUUGUGUACUGCUCAGAUGGAUUCUGCGACCUCACUGGCUAUGCUCGCACUGAAGUCAUGCAGAAGAAUUGUGGGUGCCGAUUUCUGCACGGAGCAGAGACUAAUGACCAGGUUUCUGUGCAGAUUGAAAAAGCACUUGACAGCAAGCAAGAGUUUCAGGGGGAAGUGCAAUUCUACAAGAAAUCAGGCACUGCAUUUUGGUGUCUGCUUGACAUUGUACCCAUUAAAAAUGAGAAGGGAGAGGUUGUACUAUUCCUGGUUUCCUUCAAGGAUGUCACUGAUACCCGAGGCAUAAACCACCCAGGAGAUGGGAAAGAAGAAGGAAAGCUCAAGAACAAAAAGAGUAGUGGGUCCCAUUUUAGUGUUGCCCGCAAACAAGGCCGAACUGUCCUGUACCAUCUGACCAGCCAUCUUCAAAAACGCGACAAAAAUAAAGUCACGCUGAACAAUAACAUGUUUGAGAAUAAGUCCUCCCUCCCGGAAUAUAAAGUGGCCUCCAUCCAGAAAUCCCGCUUCAUCGUCAUGCACUACAGCAUGUUUAAAGCCGGGUGGGACUGGCUCAUCUUACUGGCUACGUUUUAUGUUGCUGUGACCGUCCCGUACAACGUUUGCUUCACAGAAAGUGACGACAGCUCCACCGCUUCGCGCAGCACCACCGUCAGCGACAUUGCUGUGGAAAUGCUUUUCAUUUUCGAUAUAAUCCUGAACUUUCGUACCACUUAUGUCAGUCAGUCAGGUCAAGUGGUAUACGAUGCGCGAUCCAUCUGUAUCCAUUAUGGAACCACAUGGUUUUUUGUGGAUCUAAUAGCUGCAUUGCCAUUUGAUCUUCUUUAUGCCUUUAACAUCACUGUGACCUCCCUGGUUCAUUUGUUGAAGACUGUGCGUCUGUUGCGGUUGCUGCGUUUAUUACAAAAGCUUGAUCGAUACUCCCAGUACAGCGCUAUGGUCCUCACACUUCUAAUGUCAAUGUUUGCACUGCUUGCUCACUGGAUGGCCUGCAUUUGGUACGUGAUUGGCAAGAAGGAGAUGGAAAUGAAUGAUCCACACACGUGGGACAUUGGCUGGUUAAAUGAGCUUGGAAAACGGUUAGAGAUGCCAUACACAAACAACUCAAUUGGUGGCCCGUCUGUCAGAAGUGCCUACAUUGCUGCCCUCUACUUCACCCUGAGCAGCUUAACCAGCGUCGGCUUUGGAAAUGUUUCAGCAAAUACAGAUGCAGAGAAGAUAUUUUCAAUUUGCACAAUGCUUAUAGGAGCCCUAAUGCAUGCCGUUGUUUUUGGGAAUGUUACUGCCAUCAUCCAGCGCAUGUACUCAAGGCGCUCACUCUAUCACACACGAAUGAAGGACCUGAAAGACUUUAUUCGAGUUCACCACCUUCCUCAACAGCUCAAACAGAGAAUGCUGGAGUAUUUCCAGACAACAUGGUCAGUGAAUAAUGGGAUUGAUGCCAAUGAGCUUUUACGAGAUUUCCCAGAUGAGCUACGUGCCGAUAUUGCCAUGCACCUGAACAAGGAAAUUCUGCAGUUACCCCUCUUUAUAUCGGCCAGUCGUGGGUGCCUGAGAUCACUGUCUCUCCACAUCAAAACAUCUUUCUGUGCCCCAGGAGAGUACCUCAUCAGACAGGGCGAUGCCUUGCAGGCAAACUACUUUGUGUGUUCAGGCUCAAUGGAAGUUCUCAAAGACAACAUGGUAUUGGCCAUUCUUGGUAAAGGGGACCUGAUCGGCGCAGACCUUUCAACCAAGGGCAAGGUGAUUAAAACAAAUGCUGAUGUUAAAGCAUUAACUUAUUGUGACCUGCAGUACAUUAGUUUGCGAGGCCUGAGUGAGGUAUUGGAACUCUAUCCUGAAUAUUCAAGCAAAUUCCUAGCUGACAUCCACCAUGACCUGACCUUCAACCUUGAAGAAGGGCGUGAAGCAUUGGGAUUCUCAAAGUUCACCAAAUCCCCCAGACUAUCCCAGAACCGUUUAGAGAAUAGUGACAAUUCUAAUAAGAAGCUUCCCUCCAUUUUGGAAACUGAGGAUGAACCAAGUGAAUAUUCUCACCUCUCACCAGCAACUAGGACCAGAAGGAAACUCACCUUGCCGGGUUUGAACAGCCCAAUCCGGCGAGGGUCGCUCGGGAGCUUGCUCGGAGAUGACCUUAAGCAUUACUCAACGAUAAGACUUGGCAGUCGUUCACCGGCCAAGUGCAGGAGGGGUGGAAGCCCCCAGUAUAAGAAGGAAGACGUCACAUCUAAUAGUGGAAAUGGUAAUGCACGAAAACCAGCAAAACUACUUCUACCAUCUCUAAACUGCUGUGGACCUCCUGACUUAAGCCCUAGAAUUGUUGAUGGGAUUGAAGACGAUGGCAAGACAUACGAAACGCCAACAUUUCACUUUAACGUAGAUCAGAAUUUUCAGAAGUCAACCAAAUUUUCUCCAAAGAAAGCUGCAAGCAGUAUGGGUGUUAUGGUUUCUGUGUAA